This is a messenger RNA of Carcharodon carcharias (great white shark), 1799 nucleotides long. RefSeq names its product EF-hand calcium-binding domain-containing protein 6-like. Lineage: Eukaryota; Metazoa; Chordata; Chondrichthyes; Lamniformes; Lamnidae. The transcript has 7 exons. Bases 111 to 1100 code for a protein of 329 amino acids. The record is from RefSeq and is a predicted model, not a curated record. Gene Ontology annotation, molecular function: calcium ion binding.
UAAUAGUCUCAGGAAAGGAUGAAAACUCACAGGGAGAGAACGACAAACAGAAAUAAUUUUGAUUCCAAGAUUAUAAAGGUGCAAAAAGUCUUUUGUGUGACAAGUCUGUGAUGACAAACCUCAGCAAUGAACAUUCAACAAACAAAGAGCAUAAUUUAGGCAGAACAACAGAUCAGAUCUCAAAUGUUAUACGGGAUCUUGUGAAGAAACAAUACCAAAUGGUAGAACAAAGCUUUAAUAAACUUGAUAAAAUGAACAUCAGACGAUUUUCUCCUGAGUCAAUGUAUCAGCUACUGAAGCAAUUUGACAUUCACCCAAUAAUCAAUAGAGAUGAAGUCAGAAAACUCUGGAGCACUGUAAUUACCAGUCAUGAUAACACUUUGGAUUUCUAUGAAUUUGUUCGACACUUUGGAUUCUCACCUAAAUCAGCUUGUUAUCCAAGUGCAAAAAUAUAUCCACCAGUUAAGGGUGACAGUGACUUUCUGAUUCGAUCUAGAAAGCUAAACUGUGACAUGGACAUCAUUGAGGAUAAUCUGCAAGCUAAGGUUCAGCUCUUGCUGGAUGAACUUUGGACAAACUUUCAUGAGUUGGAUCAAUUUAAUACUGGAUUUGUUAGUAAAGAGGAGUUCAAAGACAUCCUCAUGGACCUAUGCGAGGUACUGAAUGAUCAGGCACGUGAGAUAAUCACCAACAAGUUUGACCAUGGAAAGAACCGGAUUUCUUACCUCGAGUUUCUUCAGCCAUUUGAAGAUCGAAGGAGGUCAGUCAGGUUUAACAAUGUGAAAACUCCAAUCCAAAAACAACAACAACCAGAGUUCACCAUGUACACAGAAUCCAUGCAUAAAGGUUUGAAUACUAUCACAGAGAAACUUCGAAGAAAGUUGGCUGGUAACUGGAAAACACUGGAAAGAAUGUGUAAAAAACUGGAUUGUGCCAGUACUGGAUUUCUCACAUUGCCUGAAUUCCGAUCUGUUCUUCAACUCUGUAAUGUCAUCUUGGAUGAAGAUGAAAUUUAUCAGAUGAUGUCAAAAUAUGAUGAAAACAUGGAGGGCAAAAUUAAGUAUUCAAAUAUUAUCAACAAAAUCUUCAAAGUUCCGUGAAUCUCAUUUGUUUUGCUUGCUUUGUACAAAUUUGUUAGUUACCUUAUAUAUUCCUCUGUAUUUAAAAAAAAAGUCAUUUACUGUUUAUAUUUUGAUUGAAUUUUUAAUUUUAAUCGAUGAUACAAAAACUGGGACAAUGAAGGUUUAUGGUAAUCAUUGGUGAGUUACUUUGGAUAAUCUCAGAAUGAAGAUCUUCAUUUAACAUCAUAAAUAAGUUAAGAAUUUUACAUUUAAAGGAUUUUGGAUUGUAAAAUGUAGAAUAUCACAGUGCAGAUCAAAAUAACAGCAGAAAAUGCUGGAUAGAUUCAGCAACUCAGGCACAAUGCUUAAGAAAUAAAGCAACAAGUUCAUGUGUCAGAGAUAAAAACAAAGUGCUGGAAAAGCUCAGAAGGUCUGGCCGCAUCUGGGGAGGGAGAAAUAGAGUUAACAUUUCAAGUCCAUUCAGAACUGAAAGAGAGGUAGAGAUCUGAUGGGUUUUAUGCUGUUGAGAAAGGGGGGAGGGUCUGAUGGAACAAAAGGAAAGGUUAGGGAUAACCAAGAUAUCAUGGAACAAAAGGCAAAAGGUCAGUCAACAUUUGUGCUAAAAAGACAGGUUAAGCUUUUUGGCCUAACUCUUCUCAAGCUUAAAGGUACUGGUAUUGCUUUAUUCAGAUAUACAAGUGUGAAGGUACAUGUUAACGUAUUUCAAGCAUUGGAGAU